Molecule: messenger RNA, 993 nt
Organism: Ogataea angusta
Lineage: Eukaryota; Fungi; Ascomycota; Pichiomycetes; Pichiales; Pichiaceae
Exons: 1
Coding region: 1-993 (330 amino acids)
Cellular component (GO): membrane
Molecular function (GO): lipase activity
Source: RefSeq, a predicted model, not a curated record
AUGGUCACAGGGGUGACAGACUACCAGCCGCCGUUCUAUAUACCGCAUGUUUUACGGGCACGAACGAGGCAGUUUUACCUAACGUACAACGGCUGCAACUUUCGGUGCAUCACGUUGGAACCACCGCAGGAUGUCAAGUACAAGGGACGGUGCCUGUUUGUCCAUGGCUACAGAGAGUCCAGCGAGCUACAUCUUCGCAUGAUGGAUGCUCUUGCUCUUCACGGCUACGCGUGCUUUAUAUUUGACCAGCGCCGCAACGGGCUUUCGAGGCCCCGGGGAUUUCUUGAUUACACCAACGACUACUACACAUUCCGGGACCUUGAGUUCUUUGUCAGCUACAACCUGGCCAUCGAAAGCGACAACCUGUGUCUGGUCGGCCACUCGAUGGGAGGAGCCAUUGUCCUUGAUUACAUGAUGAACGGUGCUAGCAGACACAGAAUCCGGACGGUUGUGACGUCUUCGCCGCUGCUGCUGCACCGCGACAACAACUCGCUGUGGAAGUUUCUGCUCCUGCUGGUUCUGAGCUACGUUCCGCUGCUCAACUUGUUGACGCUGCAAAAGACGGACGUCGACGUCGUCAGAAAGCAACAGGUGCUGCAAAAAGCUUUGGAAGAGGAGGAGUUCAGAAAGCUGGCUACGAGAAACAGACUGACUAACGACAUGAAGUGGCUAAAGGCAGUCAACGAGGUGCGUCUGAUCUCAAAGCCAGGGACGAUCGAGGAGGUCAUACAUAUUUUGAGGCGCGGCAUAUACCUGUUGGACAACUGCGAUAGGGCCCGUGAGAGGUACGCGGAGCUCAAACGUUGCAAAUUCCUGGUGUGCCAGACCUAUGACGACCCCCUAGCAGAUACUCGUGGCGUGCACAGCUUUGUGAAGGCUAUUCCAAAAAUCCGGAUCCGGUGGUACGACAACUGCAAACACGCCCUGUUCAUUGAGCGGAACAGGGUGUUUGAGCGGGUGCUUAGUGACAUUUUGCAGACUUUGAAUGAGUAG